AUGGCUUCUAACACAAGUUUCGUCUUCUUCACCGUCGCUCUUCUCCUCGUCGUCAAUAUCUCCGGCAGAACACUCCCGGCGACGGCAGAUUCCACCAACAUUGCGGCGAGGCUUACCGGAGGAGGACUUAUGCAAUGUUGGGAUGCUCUUUACGAGCUGAAAUCCUGCACCAACGAGAUCGUUCUCUUCUUCCUCAACGGCGAGGCCAAACUCGGCACCGGUUGCUGCAACGCCGUCGAAGUUAUCACCACCGAUUGUUGGCCGGCGAUGCUUACUUCUCUUGGCUUUACCUCCGAGGAAACUAACGUCCUUCGCGGCUUCUGUCAGUCUCCAAAUUCCGGUGGCUCUUCUUCUCCGGCGCCUUCUCCUGUCAAAGUUUGA
Messenger RNA from Arabis nemorensis, 381 nucleotides. NCBI's taxonomy places the organism in Eukaryota, Viridiplantae, Streptophyta, Magnoliopsida, Brassicales, Brassicaceae. The record is from the annotation of a GenBank genome assembly.